This is a messenger RNA of Zea mays, 1135 nucleotides long. RefSeq names its product FIP1. The record is from RefSeq and is marked validated. The coding region runs from base 175 to 825 and encodes 216 amino acids. The transcript has 2 exons. Lineage: Eukaryota; Viridiplantae; Streptophyta; Magnoliopsida; Poales; Poaceae.
ACGGAGCUCGAGCAACUAACAACCCACCAGCCACCACGCACAGCAGCAGCUAGCUAGCUAGCAACCACCUCGAUCGCACAGAGGCCGGAAGCUCAGCCGCGAAUUCGGCAAGCAACAAGGAGAAGUCUUGGGUUCCUCGCCACCUCUCGAUCGGUCAGGCGGAUCCAAGAAGAGAUGGAGAAGAAGGCAGGACGCGAGCAUGUGAUCGGGAUCCCAGUGAACAACAGGGCCUUCGGCAUCGAGGAGCCGGAUUUCUCCAGCAAAGGCGCCGCCAGGAACGCAGCCGCCGCGGGACGGGCUGCAAAGUCCGGCUGGACGACCGGGGACAGGGUCGCUCAAGGCCUGAAAGAACACGUGGCUCUGGGGCCAAACCUGUACGAGACCGUGAGGGGCAAGCUGUCGCUGGGGGCGAGGAUCCUCCGGGCAGGCGGCGUGGAGAAGGCGUUCCGCCGGUGGUUCUCCGUCGUCGGCAAGGGCGAGAGGCUCCUCAGGGCCUCGCAGUGCUACCUGUCCACCACCGCCGGCCCGAUCGCCGGCACGCUCUUCGUGUCCACGGAGAGGAUCGCGUUCCGGAGCGACCGCUCGCUGGCGCUGACCUCUCCCAAGCGCGGCACGGUGGUGCUGGUGCGGGUGCCGUACAAGGUCUCCAUCCCGCUGGGCAGGGUCAAGACGGCCACGCCGGGCGGGAACAAGGACCGGCCGGAACAGAAGUACGUGCAGGUCGUCACGGACGACGGCUUCGUGUUCUGGUUCAUGGGCUUCGUCAGGUACCAGGUGUCCCUGCACGAACUGGAGAAGGCCAUCAAGCAGGCGCAGGCGCAAUGACCUGAGGCGAACGUUCGCCGACCCCUGUUCGGCGGCCUCGCGUUGUGCUUAAUUUGUGGUCUGCAUCAUCUGUGUGCAUAUGUAGUAGGGUUCAGUUUUCUUGAUGGAUUGCUUGGCGUUUUUGGCAUUUGAGCAAGUCCGGUAUACCGAAUGUAUAGGAGAAGAAGUAUUAGAUUAAUUACGUAAUUGGUGAUGUUGAGUAAAUCUUCUACGGUGCCAAGGUAAAAGCGGCUCGUCUGAAGUUUACAUGUGGAAUGAAAAACAGGCACAAAGUAUUUGUGCGACAAAAUAAAUUGUGUCAAUUCUUUUA